AUGGCUACCCGAGCGCCUGCAUUCGCGGGGACGGAGUCGUACGGUCCUGACGACCCGGUACGCACCGGGUACCAAGCGUUGACGCUGGCGGCCUUCAGAUCACCUGGACUGCUCGGAACGCAUGGAUUUAGCUUCGGCAGCAAUUUCGGCUUCCGUGAUCCAUCGACGACGUCGCCGUCCUCCACGUACGACACAUCCGGCCAUCCUGCCCUACCGCCCGGUGCCGCCGGUUCACUGCUGAACCUUUCGCAGCACGCCACCAGCACCCACUUUCGGUCCGGCGUUCCGGCACAUCACGGCGAUACCGGCAGUCCGGUCAACUUGUACCUCGGCAGCACUGGGGCGAUAGCGCGCGACAGUGCACACGAUCAGCAUCACGGUGCGGACAGUCCGUACGGACGAUCGUAUCACGGCUCCGUGGACGGCACGGGACUUUCGGCCAUUUCGGAGCAUCUUACCGGGGCGGGUCUCGGUGGGUCCUACGGAAUAGAGCAGGAGAAACCGGACCAGGACGACGAAAUCAACAUCCUGCCGGACGGAUCUCGCGGCAACAGUCCGGUAAACGGGCGGCUCAAUAGUAGUAACUACGGUUCGGAAGGUAGUCCGGAACCGGAAGGUCGGGAGUCCGGCUCCAAACAUCGGCCCGACGAAUCGUGCGGAAGUCCGCUGGGAAGUGCCCGUUCGUACUCUAGUCAAACGAAGGACGGUGAACUGGUGGGACUCGGGAGCUAUCCCCUGUCGGGCAGUCCGCACGGCGGUGAAGAUAGUGUCGGAUCGUCCCGAAGUCCUGAAAAUCUCUCUCACGGCGGUGGAACCUGCGGCCCACAACCGGGAUCGCUCCAGUGUCAUCAGCCAUCAAACGCUUCGGGGUCGUCGGUUGCUUCCUUCGCUCUCUCCGCGGUUGGACAUCAGCUGGCACACCAGCAACACCCGCACCUAAAUCACCAUCAUCACCCGCAUCACUUGCACAGCAACAAUAACAACAGUACCGGAGCGGUAAACCACAACCAUCUGGGGGCAGGCUCGAAAGGUAAAACUCCCCACACGAUCUCGGACAUGCUGGAUCACAAGUUGCAGCUGAGCUUUCUCGGGCCACCGCUAGCGGCUCUUCACUCGAUGACGGAGAUGAAGGCGGCCCAGCAUCAGCAACACUCGCACCCACAGCAACACCCCGCCCAAGGGCCCCAUUCCGGUCCGGGGAGUCCCGGUGGUCAUCAGACGGCCGUGUCACAGACGCAAACACACUCCAGCGCGGCCAGCAAUCCGCACGGUAUCGAUACGAUAUUGUCGCGGCCACCACCCGUCACCACCGCCCAACUGAAUGCCUUAGGAGGCGGAAUGCCCCGCUUCACGGCGGCCGUCGCUGCGGCAGCCAACAUGGCGCAGUAUCUGUCACAGAACCACGCCAACGGUCCGAUGAAGGCACACGCCGGCCCGCUCGUCGACCGAACGCAUCUGUACUGGCCCGGACUGCAGGGGUUGGUGGCCAACCCGAUGGCAUGGCGAGAUCGGCUCGGUUCCACCAUGUCCGCCAGCUUGUCGCAGAGCCAUCACGCCCAGGACAAGGACGGCAAGAAGAAGCACACCCGGCCCACGUUCAGCGGUCAGCAGAUAUUCGCCCUCGAGAAGACGUUCGAGCAGACGAAGUACUUGGCCGGUCCGGAACGGGCCAAGCUGGCGUACGCGCUCGGUAUGACCGAGUCACAAGUGAAGGUAUGGUUCCAGAAUCGACGCACCAAGUGGCGCAAGAAACAUGCGGCCGAAAUGGCGACGGCCAAACGGAAACAGGAAGAGCUGGGCGAUGGCGAUGGGGACUGCAGCGAACCGAUGGAUUCCGAUUCCGAGAGCCUGGAUCUAGUCGACACCGGCAGCAACCAACGGAAACGCUGCCGAAUGGAGGACGACAUGCGACAUUAG
Messenger RNA from Anopheles marshallii, 1917 nucleotides. RefSeq names its product homeobox protein Hmx (gene HGTX). The transcript has 6 exons. Lineage: Eukaryota; Metazoa; Arthropoda; Insecta; Diptera; Culicidae. The record is from RefSeq and is a predicted model, not a curated record. Bases 1 to 1917 code for a protein of 638 amino acids. Gene Ontology annotation, cellular component: nucleus. Gene Ontology annotation, molecular function: DNA-binding transcription factor activity, RNA polymerase II-specific; RNA polymerase II cis-regulatory region sequence-specific DNA binding. Gene Ontology annotation, biological process: cell differentiation; regulation of transcription by RNA polymerase II.